AUGGCUCCGCGCUGCUCCCCUCCCGUCCUCCCUCUCUCACUCCUGCUGUUCGGACUGGUGGCCAUCCUGCUCCUCACGGUUCCGAGCCAGGACGUCCAGGAGGCGCCGGGGUUCAUGUACGGGAUCGUCCUGGAUGCUGGAUCUUCGCACACUUCUCUGUUUAUCUACAAGUGGCCCGCCGACAAGCAGAACGGCACAGGUGUGGUCACCCAGCACAGAGAGUGUCACGUGGCAGGCGAAGGAAUUUCCAGCUACGCAGGCCAAAAGGGUUCAGCGGGGCAGAGUUUGGAGGCGUGUCUGGACCGGGCCGUUAACGAUAUCCCCAAAGACAGACACCGGAGCACACCUGUGUACCUGGGAGCCACAGCUGGCAUGAGACUUCUGGAGAUUUCCAAUUCAGAGCAGUCAAGUCAGAUUCUUAAGGAAGUGAGCCUCAAAAUCCAGUCGUACCCUUUUGACUACCGUGGUGCCGCUAUACUGACCGGACAAGAGGAGGGAGCGUAUGGUUGGGUCACCGUCAACUACCUCUUAGAGAACCUAAUCAAGUAUAGUUUUGUGGGACAUUGGUUCAGCCCCGGCAGACCGACUGUGGGUGCGCUGGAUUUUGGCGGGGCGUCCACACAGAUAACCUUUGCUACCCAGGAGCCAGUAGAGGACAAACUUAACUUGAUGAAGCUUCGACUUUACGGCCGAGAGUACUCUCUGUACACACACAGCUUCUUGUGCUACGGGAACGGCCAGGUCCUCAAGAGACUGCUGGCUAAAUUUGUAAAGGUAACACAAAGAGGUUCCUCUACAACCGUCACUCAUCCCUGCUACCCUGCAGACUACAACAGGACAGUAAAAAUGCAGGAAAUCUUUGGCUCCCCCUGCACAGAGAAGCAAAGACCCGGCUCGUACAACCCUCAGGACUCUGUGACGGUUCGAGGCAGCGGACAUUACGAGCACUGCGUGGGCAACGUGACCGAGCUCUUCUCCUUCGGCAGCUGUCCGUUCUCGCGGUGCUCCUUCGACAACGUUUUCCAACCAAAGGUCACCGGUAGCUUCAUGGCGUUUUCUGCGUUUUUCUACAUCCACUCCUUCCUGCAGCGAAUCACUGGGAUCAGCAUGAGCUCGCCGCAGCAGCUGGAGGAGGCGGCCAGAACCGUCUGCAGCAUGACGUUCAGUCAAAUGCUGCUCCGAGCUCCGAAGGACAGGUCUCGUUUGCAGAACUACUGCGCCUCCUCUGUGUUCGUCAAAACUCUGAUUUUAAGAGGAUACGGUUUUGAUAACACGUCAUUCCCACACGUCUCCUUCCAGCAGCAGGCUGGAGACGCCUCCGUGGGCUGGGCUCUGGGCUACAUGCUGACUCUGAGUAAUUUGCUGCCUGCAGAAAGCGUGGGGGUCAGGAAGACCCUGUCCACAGGAGCCUGGGGGACACUCGUCUUUCUUUUUGUCGUCUUCCUUGUUAUUGUCCUGGCCUUCGUUUUCUUUCGGACUCGAGACUGGAAGAAAGAACGUGAAGAAAGCACCAUCUAG
This is a messenger RNA of Nematolebias whitei (Rio pearlfish), 1518 nucleotides long. Its product is annotated as ectonucleoside triphosphate diphosphohydrolase 2. The record is from RefSeq and is a predicted model, not a curated record. Gene Ontology annotation, biological process: nucleoside diphosphate catabolic process. Lineage: Eukaryota; Metazoa; Chordata; Actinopteri; Cyprinodontiformes; Rivulidae. The transcript is spliced from 9 exons. Gene Ontology annotation, molecular function: GDP phosphatase activity; UDP phosphatase activity. Gene Ontology annotation, cellular component: plasma membrane. The coding region runs from base 1 to 1518 and encodes 505 amino acids.